UAUCCGGACGGAUCUUACAACAAACAGAUGAAUUGUUCAGAUUGAUUUGACCCUGGAACCUCGGAGCUCCGAAAUAAUACGAGUAACAAUACGAUUCACGAAAUUGUGUUUUUAGUCAACAUAAGCAUAGUAUAUACGAGUAAUGAAGAGCGGAUGAUGGUCCAAAGGAUAUCAAUAUGAAAGAGGUUUUCCCAGGGGACGUGAAUGGAUAUGGACGAUCCUUGGGGCUCACCGUGGGCCGACGAAUUGAACAAUGAUGAUGGUUUGGGUAUUCGAAGCACUGAUGAGGCAGCAGUUGGAAAUCGGGUUGCGAAGGCAAGUGAAGCUUUAAGGAACAACAUCAAUACGAGCUGGGGAACUUCGGACGACGGGUUUGGUGAUUGGAAAGACGAUAGGGGGAAAAGGAAAGGGGGUUUGGGUUUGGGUUUGGAUGGCGCGGAAGAACAAUGGAUUACACCGAAACGUGGAAUGGGGUUGGAGGUAAGGAAGGAUGAUUCUGGAGCGUUAUCACCGGCUUGGGACAAUUUUUCUACGAGUCCUGCGCCUGAAGUACCGAAACUAUCGCCGAGUCUCAUUGCGAAGCCUGCAGCAAUUGCCCGAGAACCCUCUCCGGAUCCGUGGGCCAACGCUGCCUCUCCUGAUGCAUCUGCGAUUGUGGAAGACGAAGUUAGUUUAGAAGCUACGACGCCGAACCCUGAGACCACUGAAGAAACCAUCGAAGAACCUGCCAAAGAAGACCCUGAAGAACGGUCUCUCGAGGCAGUCGAAGCGACUGUGCCGCAGUCCGAAUCUGGCGGUGAAACAAAGGUUGAGCCAGCGGAACCUGCCUUGGACGAAACAGUUCCAGAGGUAACAGCUGGAUUAGAUGAGGCUAGCGAGAAAGAAGUUGGGCUAGGCAUUGGAGGAAUAUCCGAAAAUGAUCUAUGCGCCGAGGAUGCCGACGACGAGGAACAACAUAAAUCAGACGUUACUGUUCUGCCAUCAACACAAGAGCCAGAGCAUGAAUCGUCGCGCCCAUCUUCUUCACCAUCCGACACAGAUAAUCACGAUGAAUUACUGCCAGACUCGGCGCGAACCUCCCUAGACGAAGAACCAAAAAGGUCUCGAAACAUUAGAGCUGUAUCCCCGAGCGCGCAGGAGGUAGUCGAACAGUUCGAUGGUUUAGCUGAGUCAGAGGAUAAGAGUGCAGUGGAAGAUGUCAAGCUACCAGAAAAAGCUUCAGCGGAACCGGAUGAUGAAGACGUCGCGGUAAUAAAGCCUGAAAAUUCGGAAGAUGACGAGCUACAGGAGGAUUCCAAUGCUGAGGAGCCAGAUGAUGAUGAGUUUGGAGAUUUUGGAGAUUUUGAAGAGGGUUUGUCGGAUGAUGGCGAGGAACUGGUAAAAAAUCAUGAUUCAAUGAAGGCCCCUAUUUCUUCCGAGUUGGCUACACCGCAUAAUGAACCUUCCGAGAUACGAUCACAGGAAAGACCGUCAGGACCCGUGGAUUUUUCUAUCAAUUUGAGCUCUGUGAAAACUUUGUUUGGAGAGACCGAGGAGAAGAAUGACGAAGCCGUCGAGAAGAUUUUUAUACCUGAUACUCUCAUUGCUGACACAUUUGCUUCCGCUGAUGAACGAAAGAUGUGGUACAGAAUAUCAAGGUACGGCACUAUGCGGAAAUACAACACUGGAGAUGAUGAAAACUAUGUUCGAAUCUCUUGGGCACAAUCAAAAGUCAAGCUAGAUACUCAAAAAAUAGUGGCAAGGUGGAUGGAGGAAGAUCGAAAUAGUGGACAUGUUAGUCUUGGCGGGACAGGCAAAGGCGGUUCUCUUUUUGGUUGGAAUGAUCCAAAUGCACCACCUGUUCCAUUAGCGACAGUGCUUGGCUCGAAACGAAAGAGCCUGAAGCUUGGAGCGAAACAUGAAGCUAAGGAAUUAGUUGAAGUGCCCAAAAAGCUUGCUCGAGACCGAUCGAGAUCUAAGUCUCGUUCAUCAUCAAAGCCAAGAGAGAACAGCUCCACGAAGUCAAUGGAUUCAGGUAUUGAUGUUAAAGCACCACCACAGUCUCCUGCCGUACAAUUUGGAUGGAAUUCCUCGCCAACAGCGCAAACAGCUUCCACUUCUGAUAGGCUUCCCUCAAGUACAGAUACCUUUACGAAGCCUCUCCCUCUCCGGAUGAAUUCUGCUUUUGGAGAUUCACGGCAAUCAGAUUCCCCAUUACGAAGCCCGGCACCAAUGUCUCCAAUUGAACCACAUCCAAACUUUCUCCAAGCGGUUAAGAAACCUAGACCAAUUUCAAUGCCACCGCCAUUUAAGAGUAGUUCAGGCACCAUCUCACUUGCAGCGGUGUCCAAUGCCUCGGAUGGCGAUGACGAUGAAUGGGGCGAAAUGGUUUCCUCGCCUGUUGUCACCGAGACUCCCAAGUUCCACACCCGCGGGUUAAGACAUAAAAAGUCGCUGAGCCUCGGAAAUUCGUUCCCCAACCCCAUUAUUCUUCCAAAUCCUCAGGUUACAAAGCUCCAGUCUGAAUUUGGUCACAAGUCGACAACAAGCCUUGGUGAUACUCUUGGAAACCCUAAAAGUCCUACAGUAUCACAGCCUCCACUAUCAUCUGGUACUAGCAUUUCAUCCCCUAUAUCCUCAAAUCCUUCGUUUGUGGAUCUGUGGUCCACGCCAGAAAGUACUCCAUUGCCAAUACAAUCAACUGCAAUCCAUCCUCCGUCACCGGCAUUAUCAGCCUCAGCAAUCUCUAAUCUUUCGCCCCAGCCUACCUCCCCCUUAUCAUCAAACACAACCUUCACAGAUACCUGGUCUCAACCUCCUCCUAAUAUCUCGUCUGCCUCGGGCUCGCCAACCACAACUACCUGGUCCCAGCCAUCUCUUUCAUCAAUACCACCUGCCCCAAAAAUCAUUCAAGAUCCAUGGGCAUCAGUCGAUUUCUCGUUCUUCGACACACCGACAUCUGCACCCGCCACUACCUCUACAUUCUUAUCCAAACCGAUCACAAAUCAGAGACCGCAAUCUUACGCAGCACCCCCAAUGCCUAAAUCAGUUACUUUUUCUACUCCAUCACCUACAAAUAGGCGCUCACUUCCACCUCCUGUCUAUACAGGUCAUGGUUCGAAAACCAAAUUUGAAAUGGAGCAAGAUGAGAUUGUGAAAAGAAUUGUGGGUGGGUUACCUGAUUUGGGGUAUAUGCUCAGGCGGUGAAGCGUCCAGAUAGCUACACAGAAGUAGCACAGUAAUCCGAGAAAUUGUCGAUUAUGCGCGUAUGAUGAUAUAAUACGGAAGAAACAGAUAUCGCGAUUAAGCUAUUUGCCAACAAAACAAAGCGAGCCAUGAAGAAGUAUAAAAGUAAAAAGUACCGGACGAUAGACGAGGAGUGACAGGAAUGAUUUAAACUUCAACUAACUUUGGAGUUAAGGAAUGGGAUGAUGGGAUUUGACGCGUUUAAUUGCAUAGCUUGCGUGGACGAGGGAUGAAAUGAAGUUUGCUAACCUUACCUCUGUUGGAGUGAUAACUCGUGAUUGGAUUACAAUUAGGAUUAAGAUUAAGAUUUUGUAUGUUGAUGCAUCGGUUUGAAUACAAUCAAUACCUUGCUAGCUAAAUAGCUUGGACAAAUAGAGAAGGAAUUCAGAGAUUUUUUAUUAUUAAAGUCCGAUACGUGAUU
Molecule: messenger RNA, 3646 nt
Organism: Sclerotinia trifoliorum
Lineage: Eukaryota; Fungi; Ascomycota; Leotiomycetes; Helotiales; Sclerotiniaceae
Source: the annotation of a GenBank genome assembly